AUGUUGCAGGGAAAGUGUCAGCAACAAGACUUGUGCCUCACCCAGGAAUGUGUUCACGCUGCCUCCAGUCUCCUCGCUGCUCUCAACAACAAAGUCGACCCCUGCCAUGAUUUCUACGAGUAUGCGUGUGGUGGUUGGAUUCAGGCGAACAUACACAAGGCAGAUGCCAACACACUCUUCUACGGGAUCAACCACAACAUCCUGCCUGAAUACAUCGACACCAAACUAAGCCAGCUCCUCAAGACCGGGGAGGGAGUACCGGAGGAGUUGUUGCAGACCAAGCCGUACCGGGACCUGUUUUUCUUCUACCAGUCCUGCCUUGAUGUGGCUGACGAGCAAGAGGCGGACCUGAAGCCAGUGUUCGACAUGCUGAAGUCUAAGGCGGAGUUCCAGGUGGGUCGACCGUUCCAGCCGGAGAGCUGGAAUCUGACGCGAGCGUUGCUGGAGAUGUUCAGGAUGAACGGUGCUCCUCUCUUCGAUGUCAUUAUCGACGCAGACAUCCGCAACUCUAGCCGUUUUUCCAUCAUCAUCACCUCCCCCCGUCGCUCUGGUCUGGUCCCAGCCCUGGUGAGACCAUUCCGCCGUCGGUCUCGCGGUCUCCCGGGUCUUCAACAGUUUCUCAGAGAGAGAGGACAACGUGUGUUGUUUGGUGGAACUUCAGACGAGGCUGCGGUACUUGAGAUGUUAGUGGGGCGUAAUGCUAAUACCAAGAGGGAAGCAGCAUUCUUUGAACCUGGUGCUGCUGCUGGUGCUGCUGUUGGUGUUGGUGCUAGUGCUGCUGAUGACGCUGUUGCUGAGGCCCUGCAUCGUAACAACUCAGCCUUAACAGGGAACGACAAUGUAUAUCCAGUCAUUAACAUUGUUCCCACACGUCAAGUGUUUACUGGUGAGGACGCAAAGCAACCGGAUGAAAGACAUGUUGAUGGUGAAUACGUUGACGGGCAACACUAUAACGCGAAGCAACAUGCAGAAGAGAACGUUGGCGACAAGAACAACGGUGAUAAUAUCUCAAUGCUGCUUCUUCCGGACAAAUUUUCCAAUAUAACCAAGGCAACCGUACAAAUAUACAGUGCUACGCCCGUAACUACCCUAGGAUCCACUACUAUCCACUCAAACAGCACCCAGAUACCCAGUACUACUCCUGCACCCACACUUAGAUCAUCUGAUGCUCAUUCACUCAUCCAGACACCCACCAGCACCCCUAUACCAGCCCAGGGAUUAACUACUACUAAUAUUACUACCCACUCGUCCAACCAGAUGCACACAACUACUGCUACUAUUCCAGCACCCAUUCAGAGGUCCGCUACUACCCAUUCACCCACCCAAACAACAACUACCACUCCCUCAACCACAACUGCUCACGAACCCACGCAAGCAACCACCACCAGCAGCAGCAGCACCACCACCACCAGCAGUAGCAGCACCAGCACUACCAGCAGCAGCAGCCACGAUCAGGAUGCCACUACAACUCCGCCUGGAGAAACAGACAUGAACAUCAUUGAAAGUGAAGAUUACAGAGGACUUGACGACGCUGUUGAAGAUGAUCAAAACUUUCUGGUUAGCCGCAAAGAAAUCUACCGCAUGUUCAAAGUAAGUCCCAGCAGUGUUUCUCUAACAACCAGUACUUCUGUAAAGGAACACGAACAACAGAUUGUAAAGGUUCUGCAGCUUGAAGACUGUGUUAGAGUUCUGUCUUCAGAACUGUCAGUCUCCUGCAGCUGCAACACCCUGUAA
Cherax quadricarinatus is the source of this 1734-nucleotide messenger RNA. The record is from RefSeq and is a predicted model, not a curated record. NCBI's taxonomy places the organism in Eukaryota, Metazoa, Arthropoda, Malacostraca, Decapoda, Parastacidae.